AUGUUGAUUCAUCGCCUCAAUACACUUGUGGAAGCAUUGCAUGAAAUUAGUGAAACAGAAAAUCAACAGAGCACAUUCACAUUUAAUUCUUAUAAAGAAGUACUUGAUGAAGCUCGCCAAAUGAUUGACACCGUUCAUUAUGAUAGGGCUCAUGGAGCAGAUGGUUACACACGACAUGGACUUGGAAAUCAGAUGACACACAGAAAUGUUCUUUACAAGCUACUGACUGAUUCUAAUAAUAAUAAAUCAUAAUUUGAUAUUUAGACAUUCACACAUAUUUAGUCAUUUAGAUAUUCGAUAGGUCAUUCACUCGUCUUUCUAGAAUAAAUUUUUGAAUUUUUGUGUAAAAUAUUUUUGUCAAAGUGCUAAAAUAUGGCACACUGUUAUUUGAACUUUUUUUUAAUUUUUUUAUGAUUAUUUUUUUAUUAUACGUGGUGCACCAUGUUUUUUCGUGUUUUUUUUCAUUAUUUCGUGUUCCUUUCGUGUUUUUCUCAUAUUCUUUUCUAUUUUCUCUAUCAUAUCCUAGCGCGCGACGC
Meloidogyne enterolobii is the source of this 536-nucleotide messenger RNA. Lineage: Eukaryota; Metazoa; Nematoda; Chromadorea; Rhabditida; Meloidogynidae. The record is from the annotation of a GenBank genome assembly.